UUCAGUCCAUUAGCAUAAAGAUGAAUAAGCUUCUCCAAACCCAUGAAAAAGACCUUAUAUCCUACAUGAACUACAAGAGCACGGGACAAGAUAGUGAUAUGCAACCUCUCCAGCCAAUUGUGGAGGAAGAUAAUCCAACGGGCUUUGAAGAUCAAAUGGAAGCUCUACUAGCUCGUCUCGAUGGAUCAUCCAAUAAUCGUAUUGUUAUUCCAAUUGUGGGGAUGUCUGGGAGCGGAAAAACUACAUUCGCUAAACAAAUCUUUCACGGUAGAAACAAACUGAAGACUACAUUUGUCCAUACCAUUUGGGUUCAUGUUUCACAAAACUUUGCCAGAAAACAGAAAUACAUUGACAUGUUAUAUGAAAUUACAAAGCAUCCGAGAGAUGAAUAUUCCAACAUACCUGAGAAUCAGUUGGAAGACAAAAUAAAGGAGCUUUUAAAGGAUAAAUAUUUCAUUGUGUUGGAUGAUAUAUGGGAAAAAAAUGAUUGGAACUCUUUAAAUAAGGCAUUGCCUGAAAACUCUAAAGGAAGCAGAGUUUUGGUGACCACCCGAUUUCGCGAAUUGGUUGAUACUGAUGAGGAACCUCAUGAUUUAAGAUCAUUAAACAAUGAGGAAAGUUGGGAGCUCCUGGAAAAGAUUAUUUUUGGAAAAGAUGGAUGUCCGAAUGAAUCAACAUUGAAAACUGUGGGAGAAGACAUAGUAAAAAGAUGCAAAGGACUGCCACUUUCUAUUGUAAUGGUGGGUGGCAUCCUACGUAGAAGUAGAUCUCUUGCUUACUGGAAACGUGUGGCUGAAAAUCCUAUUCAAGAAAUUAAUAAAAGAGAUAAAAGCUACCACAAAGUAGUGAGGUUGAGUUACGACCAUUUGCCUCAUGAGAAGUUGAGAAAUUGCUUCUUAUAUUUUGCAUCGUUUCCCAUGGGACAAGAGAUUGCUGCUUUGAAGUUGAUUCGUCUGUGGAUUGCUGAAGAAUUUAUUCCCUCAAUUGAUGAAUGGGGAUAUAGUUUGGACUUGGAAGAUGAAGCUGAGAAUUAUUUGAAAGAUCUUGUUGAUAGGAAUCUAGUGAUAGUAAUGAAAAGAAGUGCAGAUGGUCAAAUCAAAACAUGCCGCAUUCAUGACUCAUUGCACGAGUUUUGCAAAACUGAGGCUUCAAAGAAUAAUCUCUUCCACAUAAUAGAUGGGGAACAAAAGUUAGAUGCAAAUACUGUUUCAUCCCAUCGUCGUCGUCUUUGUUUCCACUCAUCAUCAUCAUCUGCCAAGAUAUUUGAUGUGGAAGAUGGUCCAUCUUGUUUGUUCCUCAAUUGCUACAACAAAAUGAAGAAGAAGAGUCCAUAUCCAUCUGGUGAACAUGUCCACUCUUUGUUGUUGUCUUCUUCACAAGAGAGUGAUAUUGAUUUGAAACAAGAGGAGCUGAUAGCUAUCCCGAAUGCCUUUCCACUUCUUAGGGUGUUAGACAUUGAAUCCUUCAAGCUUAGCUUCCAGCUACCUAAUGAGCUUUUUAGCUUGAAUCUUCUCAAGUAUCUUGCUAUCACAACUAAUGUCAAUCUCCUCCCCAAGGCAUUCAAAAAUCUUCGUGAGCUGCAGACUCUAGUGAUCAAGACCACAGAAGGAACAUUACUAGAAAUCAAUGGAGGCAUAUGGAAUAUGGAAAAGUUGAGACAUCUGCAAACCAAUGCCUCCAUGCAAUUACCUUCUCCUCAAAAUAGAUGGAAAAAUAAGAAUGGAAAAACAAAUAUUCGCACGUUGUCUUGGAUAUCACCAAGAAGUUGCCAGAAAGAGAUCUUCAGCAAGACUCCUCAUCUUAAAAAAUUGGGUGUUCGUGGGGAUUUAGUUGAGCUUUUGAAAAGAGAUGAGCAAGAAAUCUGUUUGUUCAACAAUAAUCUUCAAAUGCUAAAUUGUCUUGAAAACUUGAAGCUCUAUGGCCAGGAUGAGAAUGAAUUAAAGGUUCCGAUGUUGGACAAGUUUAGGCUGAGAAAGUUGACUUUUUGCCAAACCUUCUUUAAAUGGGAUGACAUGAAAAUAUUGGGAUCACUGGAAGAGCUGGAGGUGCUCAAGUUGGAUAAAAAUGCUUUCAGAGGGGAGCAAUGGGAUCUAAAAAGUAAUGUUGUUUUCAAUCAACUCCAAUAUUUGCGCAUUGGAAGGACGAACUUGAAAACUUGGACAAUUGUGGAGACUAGCUUUCCAGUUUUAGAAAAUCUAGUCCUCAGGAACUGCACCAAUCUAGAAGUAAUCCCAAUUGAGUUUGCUGAAGUACACAACCUUAAGGUGAUAGAACUAUAUCACAUGAGUGAAAAUGCAACCAAUUCCGCAUAUCGGGUAGAUAAGCAAAGACGUAACAACGAAAACAUCAAGGGAUUAUUGGACCUCAAAAUCACCCAUCUUCCGCCACAAACAACGGCGCAUGAGGAGCAAACAGAUGGCAAGGAAAAUGUGAAUACCAGUUCUAUUCCGCCGCCAUCACCAACGACACGUAAGGAGCAAACAAAUGGCGAGGAAAAUAUUAAUACCAGUGGAUUCGAGCUUCCCAGUUCCUCUAUUCCGCCGCCGCCGCCAACUUUGACAAAUAUGACGACUCCGGUGGUGGGAGAAGAUAAUUAUGUGGUGGGUUUUGGUGAUGAGGUGAAAAUGUUAAAGGAUCGUCUUUUUAGAGAAUCAAUGAAUUUGACAGUUAUAUCAAUUGUGGGCAUGAUAGGAGUGGGUAAAACUACAUUUGCCAAAAUGUUGUUUAAUGAUAGGGAGAUUGUAUAUGAGUUCUUCAGUCGUGGUUGGGUUAAUUUUCCCGAAACUUAUACCACAAGGCAAAUAUUCUUUGACAUUUUGAGGAGCUUGACAAUGACGAGUAGUAAUGAUUUUCAUGAAAUGUCGGAUAUAAACUUAGCUGAGAGAAUAUACAGGUAUUUGAAAGGUAGAAAGUAUUUGAUUGUAUUGGAUGAUGUGUGGAUAGAGGAUUGCUGGGAUGACGUGAAGAUUGUUUUUCCUAACGAAGGGAAUGGCAGUAGAAUCUUGGUAACUACUCGACACCUACAUGUGGCUUCAUAUAUUGAUUCUAGUGGUACCCCUCAUAAAUUAAAAGGUUUAAGUGAUGAAGAAUGUUGGGAGUUAUUAGAGAAGAAGAUUUUUGGAGGCUCAAGAUGCCCUGAUUCUUCUCUUGAAGCUGUUGGUAAGUCGAUAGCAAAGAAAUGUAAUGGAGUGCCACUUGUGGUGGGAACUAAGCUACCCUGAUGUGUGACCACUGCACGUUAAGUUG
This is a messenger RNA of Ipomoea nil (Japanese morning glory), 3246 nucleotides long. Its product is annotated as putative late blight resistance protein homolog R1A-10. Gene Ontology annotation, biological process: defense response to other organism. The transcript has 7 exons. NCBI's taxonomy places the organism in Eukaryota, Viridiplantae, Streptophyta, Magnoliopsida, Solanales, Convolvulaceae. The record is from RefSeq and is a predicted model, not a curated record. The coding region runs from base 21 to 3221 and encodes 1066 amino acids. Gene Ontology annotation, molecular function: ADP binding.